Megalopta genalis is the source of this 2107-nucleotide messenger RNA. Its product is annotated as potassium voltage-gated channel protein Shaw. Gene Ontology annotation, cellular component: neuronal cell body membrane; axon terminus; postsynaptic membrane. Gene Ontology annotation, molecular function: protein binding; delayed rectifier potassium channel activity. The record is from RefSeq and is a predicted model, not a curated record. Gene Ontology annotation, biological process: action potential; protein homooligomerization; potassium ion transmembrane transport. NCBI's taxonomy places the organism in Eukaryota, Metazoa, Arthropoda, Insecta, Hymenoptera, Halictidae.
UCUUCGUGCAAUCUCGCGAACACUCAUCGCUAGUGUUUUUACUAGCGGGUCGUCUAUGAAUGGGCCUGAGUGCAUACCGUUUCCAUCGGACCGUUGUCCAACUGUAACGCGAACUGCGGUGUGAGAAAGUCGUUGAACGUGUUUCCAGUUUUGUGACUGUGCCUCUAACUUCAGUGCAGUGUACGUGACAAGAGGUGCCGUUUUUUUUCUUUCUGAAACUGCAACUUUCUAAAUCAGCUGUUUCGAAGCCUUCCAUUCGAACUGCUAAGGAACCUUCCUCGCUUCUUUCGAUCAUGCAAACCACAAGACUCCACGAGGAUGAGGAAACUCGAUGAUGGCAGGUGGAACGAUAGAGUGAUACUGAACGUCGGCGGCAUACGACACGAAACGUACAAGUCGACGUUAAAGAAAAUACCUGCGACACGGCUUUCCCGUUUGACAGAGGCUCUAGCCAAUUACGAUCCAGUUUUAAACGAAUACUUCUACGACCGUCAUCCGGACGUUUUUGCACAAGUAUUGAACUACUACCGCACUGGAAAACUCCAUUAUCCAACAGAUGUCUGCGGGCCGCUGUUCGAGGAGGAACUCGAGUUUUGGGGUUUGGAUUCGAACCAGGUGGAGCCGUGUUGCUGGAGUACUUACAGCAUCCACAGAGAUACCAAAGCAACGCUAGCGAUACUCGACAAGCUUGAUGUAGAAGGCGAGAAGCUAAGCGAUGAGGAAAUCGCGCGGCUUUUCGGCUACGAUGAGGAAUACAACAGAGGGACCUUAUCGAGAUGGCAAAAACUACGGCCAAGGAUCUGGGCUCUUUUUGACGAGCCAUACUCAUCCCUCACGGCGAAGUGUAUAGCCGGUGCUUCGAUACUUUUCAUCUGCCUCUCGGUUCUCUGUUUCUGCCUGAAGAGUCACACGACAACGAAACGCUCGAGAAACAAUCAACGGCAUCCGGAAUUGUUUCAAUCGGAAUCGACUUGGAACAAGGACAACGUUGAUUCAUACCCCGUGCUCUUUUACCUCGAGCACACGUGUAACGCGUGGUUCACUUUGGAAAUUAUCAUUCGCUGCUUGGUCAGCCCGAGUCUGAAACGAUUUGCCGUCUCGCCGGUGAACGCGAUCGACUUAGCAGCGACGUUGAGCUUCUACACGGAGUUCCUAACGGAGUCUAGCUUGUAUCUGGAGGUCCUGUCGAUAGCCCGAGUCCUGCGGCUCUUUAAGCUGACGAGGCAUUCUCCGGAGCUUAGGAUCUUGAUUCAUACCUUCAAGGCGUCUGCCAAGGAAUUAGCCUUGCUGGUCUUCUUUCUCGUUUUGGGCAUCGUUGUCUUCGCCAGUCUCAUUUUCUACGCCGAACGACUUCAAGAUAACCCAAAUAAUGACUUCGACACUAUACCGCACGGCCUGUGGUGGGCUUUGGUGACCAUGACAACGGUAGGCUACGGUGAUAUGACACCAAAAACUUUUCCAGGAAUGAUCAUCGGGGGAUUGUGCGCGAUUGCUGGGGUCCUGGCUAUUGCUCUUCCGGUUCCUGUUAUCGUCAGUAAUUUCUCGAUGUUUUAUUCGCACACGCAGGCUCGCAGCAAAUUGCCGAAGCAGAGACGAAGAGUGCUGCCAGCAGAAUUACCAAGAAGAUCGAGAGGCUCCCUGUAUCAGGUACCAAACAAUAACCAGCAUCUUCUUCUCCCGAAUCAUUCGAGCAGGCCAAGAGCAGCCACUAUGGGAUUAGAGAAUGUUCUGCAUUUACAGCCUAAUAUCGUGAUUAAUUUACCGAGGGACUCAGUCGUUUCGGGAACCAUUAAUUCUGAGGGGACAGACUCUGUUCGCCUCGCCACCAACAAUCCUAUGAGAAAUGGUAAAGCAGUUGACGCGGUAGCCGACGAUUCCGUACAAGAGGACGAAAACAAAAACGAUGAUUCGCGUGUGGUUACAUGUAAACAUCUCCCGCCGGCUUAUGUUAUCGAAUCAGAUAAUACGAAACCGACCGAUAAUUAGUAAUCAAGAUAGGGUAUCUUACUCUACUUCCCCUGGUUACACUGUGCCCUUACACUAAUUUCACUUAUACUUAAAAACUACAAAACAUUGUGUUUUUUAAAUAAAAUUCGAUCUGUAAUUU